GCCCCGCAUGUCCACCUACUACCUGGCCUGGGCGGUGUGCAACUUCACCUACAGGGAGACGCAGACCAGCGGCGGCGUGACGAUCCGCCUGUACGCCCGGCCGGACGCCAUUGCGAGCGGCGCGGGGGACUACGCUCUCCACAUCACCAAGAGGCUGCUGGGAUUUUAUGAGGACUACUUCAAAGUGCAGUACUCCCUGCCAAAGCUAGACUUGCUGGCGGUGCCCAAACAUCCCUACGCAGCCAUGGAGAACUGGGGGCUCAGCGUCUUCCAGGAGCAGAAGAUCCUGCUGGACGCCGAGGUGUCCUCCUCGUCCUACCAGAUGGAGCUCACCAUGGUGGUCGUCCACGAGAUCUGCCACCAGUGGUUCGGUGAUCUGGUGACGCCGGUGUGGUGGGAGGAUGUCUGGUUAAAGGAAGGCUUCGCUCAUUUCUUCGAGUACGUCGGCACAGACUUCCUCUUCCCAAAGUGGAACAUGGAGAAGCAGCGCUUCCUGACCGACGUUCUCCAUGAGGUGAUGCUGCUGGACGGGCUGAGCUCCUCCCAUCCUAUCUCCCAGGAGGUGGAGCAGGCGACCGACAUCGACCGCGUCUUUGACUGGAUCGCCUACAAAAAGGGGGCGGCGCUGAUCCGGAUGCUGGCGAACGUGAUGGGACAGACGCUGUUCCAGAAAGGACUCAACGAUUAUCUCCUGAGUCACAUGUACAGCAACGCCGCCAGAGAUGACCUAUGGAGCAAACUUACCCAGGCCAUGCACUCAGAAGGGCGGGACAUUGACAUUGGAGAGAUGAUGGACAGAUGGACUCUACAAAUGGGCUACCCUGUCGUCACCAUCAGCAAAAACCAAUCGGAGCAGCUGCCGACCCGUUACAUCACCGUCACCCAGGAGCACUUCCUGUACGGAGAGGAAGUCAGAAACAACGUCAGCUUACAGUGGCAGGUCCCGUUGACCGUCGCCGUGGGAAACGCGUCCACCGUCUCCAUGGAGAGCCUCCUGUGGAUCAACAACAGGACGGAAACCCAUAAGGUUGGUCAGAUGGAUGACAGCACCUGGCUGCUGGGAAACAUCAACCAGACCGGUUACUUCCGUGUCAAUUAUGACCUCCAGAACUGGAAAUUGCUCAUUCAGCAGCUCCACAGCAAUCCUCAGAUAAUUUCCGUUGGAAACAGAGCAGGUCUAAUCGAUGACGCCUUCAACCUGGCCAGGGCAGGAUACCUCCCACAGGGCAUUCCCUUGCAGCUGAUUGGCUAUCUGCCGGAGGAGACGUCCUUCCUGCCGUGGCACGCCGCCAGCCGGGCGCUCUACCAGCUGGACAAACUGUUGGACCGCACAGACGACUACAGGCUGUUCAGUGACUACGUGCUGAAGCAGGUCGCAUCACGGUACCAUCAGAUGGGCUGGCCAACAAACGGACCUGGAACAGACGGAAACAUCCUGAAGGCGUCCUACCAGACUGAAGAGCUGCAGAGGGAGCUCAUCAUGUUGGCCUGCAGCUUCGGGAACAAGCAGUGCCACCGUCAGGCCGUCGCCUACAUCUCCGACUGGAUCUCCAGCAACAAGAACAGGAUUCCUCCCAACAUCCGGGACAUAGUUUACUGCACCGGGGUCAGCCUGAUGGACGAGGACGUAUGGGAGUUUAUCUGGAUGAAGUUUCACUCGACCAGCGCCGUCUCUGAGAAGAAGAUCCUGCUGGAGGCCCUGACCUGCUCAGACAACACCUUCCUCCUUAACAGGUUACUGAACCUGUCUCUGACCUCGGACCUCGUCCCUGAGCAGGACGUGAUCGACGUCAUCAUCCACGUCGGCCGGAACCCUCAGGGCCGGAACCUGGCCUGGAAGUACUUCAGAGACAAGUGGGACAUCCUGAACGCCCGAUACGGCGAGGCUUUGUUCAUGAAUUCCAAGCUCAUCGGUGGAGUCACAGAGUUCCUCAAUACGGAGAGAGAGCUCAACGAGUUGAAGGAAUUCAUCCAGUCCAGUGGCGUUGGGGCCGGGCCUGCGCUGCCGCGAGCGUUGGAGAUCGUUGAGGGGAACGUCCGCUGGCACCGCCUCCACCGGCGGCACUUCUACCAAUGGCUCCGCAAACCUCCGAGCUCCACCUUCGGCUAACGUUGCGCCGGCUCGCUGGAGUCAAGCUAAAUGCGACCUGACUGCUGCUGAGCUAAUGCACUUCUAGCUAACGGACGCAGUCAGAGCGAAAUGGGCUGGUUUCUGAACUGGUUUUGUUUUAAAAGGAAGUUUAAUGUGUUCAUCGAUGCUGGAAUCUUUAUUUCUCAACAUGAAGCCGUUGUGGUCAAACUGUGCUGUGAAAAUGUGAUGAAGAUUGAUCCAGUCAUGAGUGAGCUAGCCUCAGAUUUUUAUAUCAGUCACCAAAAUAACAACAAACCUCUUCUAGAACCAUGAGAAACAACUAGAACGUCAGCACUUAGAGAACAACAAUUUGUCCUUUUUAUGGUAGGGUCGGUCAUUCAGACUCUAUGCCCUCAAACCCUUAAGUGGUUUGCAUAUUUUUAAUUUUCUUUGCACUAAGAGGAAGUAAACUGGUUGUGCACAUCUAGAAUUUAAUGAGACAGGAGCCAUAAAACUGAUUAGUAAUUUCUUCUGGUGAUCCAGUCUGUUAUCUGUCGACUUCCAGACAAAUCUCUGCAGCUGAUCUAACCUAACGUACCAGUCAGCCAUUAUAAACCAUAAAGACCCAUUAAGGUUUAAAGUCUGAGUGGUAACACUGCAGGGAGGCGGAUUGUUGAAGGAACUCAUCCCAUUCAUGACCUUAACUCAGUAAUUGACUGACAGGGUGAUAAAUUCAAAGGGAACAUUUGCAUUGGGGGGGCUUUACAGUAGGCAUACAGUAUCAGUUCAGAAAUUUUUUUAAAAAAAUCUUUAAAAAAUCAUCACAUGUAUAAUUCUAUUAAAUAAUGUAAUGCUUAAAUUUCAGUACACACAAUCAUCAGCCAAAA
Fundulus heteroclitus (mummichog) is the source of this 2958-nucleotide messenger RNA. Its product is annotated as thyrotropin-releasing hormone-degrading ectoenzyme. Gene Ontology annotation, molecular function: peptide binding; metalloaminopeptidase activity; zinc ion binding. Lineage: Eukaryota; Metazoa; Chordata; Actinopteri; Cyprinodontiformes; Fundulidae. The transcript has 18 exons. Gene Ontology annotation, biological process: proteolysis; peptide catabolic process. Bases 8 to 2110 code for a protein of 700 amino acids. Gene Ontology annotation, cellular component: cytoplasm. The record is from RefSeq and is a predicted model, not a curated record.